AGUGGGCAACAUGGCGCUGGGGAGGGUUGGUAGAUGUUGUCGGUCCUUUCUGCUUGACCCCUCAAAACGAGUAUUUUGUGGUGUUUUACAGCCUGGCUGGAUGGAAGGCUGUAUCGGAGCGAAGAGGCAUCUGUUGUCAGAAAAUGUAAUCAGACUACACGAAUUCCAGCAAAGGAAGCUGGCCGUGGCUCACCUUCGAUUGAGAGGAAAAAAGCUGAUCAGUAACAAGCUGCAAAAUACGCAGCUGAUUCUGAGAGAUGACCUGAAGCUUUUUCUUCACUUGUGCGAUUCUGCAGAUGACAUGCUGAUCGUCAGAGAUGCCAUGUAUAGGUAUCACCAAGAGAACCUGAACUUUGCAUUCAAAGAGUUCAAGUUUGGUCCCCUCUUCGUGAGGCAGUGUUAUGAGCUGGGCCUGGAGGAGUUUGCUGCUGCUACAGUUACAGAUGAGAAAAUGAGAGGAUUCUUUAACGACUCAACCUCCUUUAACAUCACCAUAGACAUGUUAUUCACAAAAGGCUUGUAUGAAAAGGCCCUGGAGGUACUAGGGAUAAUGAAGAGCCAAGGUGUAACGUUAAACACGGACACAGUGACACUGGCAGCUGGCACCUGCUAUAAACUGAACACCCCAAGGUCGUACGAGUUCUGCUCUACUCUGAUCGAGGAUAAACAGUCCAAAGGGUUCUUAAUCUCAAAACAAGCUCAAUGCUUUUUUGUAGCAUUAGCAAUUCGACAGAAUGACAUUGAAAAGGCAAAGUUAUUGUAUCCACAAAUAAGGAGCUUUGACAACAAAUUAUCAGAAAAUUUGACGGUUUUAAUAUUAGCAAUGACAGGAGCAGUGGAAGAUGCCGUUUCCAUCCUGUCUGCAGCUGUGUUGCCUGACAGACCGACUUUUGUGAAGAAGCCCAAAUUUUCAGAGCAUGUGUUGGAUGUGCUGCGCUCGUGUAGCAAUGGCGGACCACACAUGAUGGAAGUGGAGCAGGUAGUGGCUAACCUCAAGCAAGCCGGUCAGGUGACCAGUCAGACCCUCGAUGAUAUGCUCUGCCACACACCCAAAGUGAAUAGUAAGCCAGUUCUGGUGCAGGCGAGGAAGGCCAGCCGAAGGACCAUGAAGCCACUAAACAACAUUCUGCUGUCAGAGUGAGAGAAGCUGUGUGCCGUGCCAAAGCCAAGUCACAUCAGUCUGUUCACUAAAGGGUCUAAUCUAACUCUUAAAGGAACCCGUCAAAAAUGAAAAAUGAAUGACUGCGGCUUGACUUUGUCAAUCUAAUGUACUUAAUCUACAGUCAUCCCCCUUUUGAUUUCGUCCCUAUGCAACAGUUUUUGAAAAAGGUCACAGUUCAUGUUUGUGCAACUUGCACUUUAACAGAAAGCAGAUGAGAUAAAGUUGCAGAAGUAACACCAUCUACCUAAAGAGGUAUUGAUUUCCUUGCAAGGGUCUCUGUGUAUAAUGUGUUGUGUGUAUAAUGUGUUGAUUGAGUGAUUAAAGAUCAAUCAGAUUUACUUUAAAAAAAAUAAAUGAAAAGUGUUUCAUUGUG
Dicentrarchus labrax (European seabass) is the source of this 1535-nucleotide messenger RNA. It is a transcript of the gene ptcd2, whose product is annotated as pentatricopeptide repeat domain 2. The transcript is spliced from 10 exons. Gene Ontology annotation, biological process: mitochondrion organization; multicellular organism development; regulation of mRNA processing. The coding region runs from base 11 to 1141 and encodes 376 amino acids. The record is from RefSeq and is a predicted model, not a curated record. Lineage: Eukaryota; Metazoa; Chordata; Actinopteri; Moronidae. Gene Ontology annotation, cellular component: mitochondrion. Gene Ontology annotation, molecular function: protein binding; RNA binding.